Messenger RNA from Drosophila ananassae, 2204 nucleotides. RefSeq names its product homeotic protein empty spiracles (gene exex). The transcript has 3 exons. Gene Ontology annotation, biological process: neuron projection morphogenesis; central nervous system development; spinal cord motor neuron cell fate specification. The coding region runs from base 225 to 1823 and encodes 532 amino acids. Gene Ontology annotation, molecular function: sequence-specific double-stranded DNA binding; DNA-binding transcription factor activity, RNA polymerase II-specific. The record is from RefSeq and is a predicted model, not a curated record. Gene Ontology annotation, cellular component: nucleus. NCBI's taxonomy places the organism in Eukaryota, Metazoa, Arthropoda, Insecta, Diptera, Drosophilidae.
UGGGUAUAUGACAUACGGGUUCCCGGCCAGCAGCGCACAAUCGUUAAUGAGCGCUCGUCGAAUUCGGUUCGCAGUCUGGAAGCGCUUGCUUUCGCGUUCGAAGAUCUCUAGUUUUCGAGGCGUGUGUUCGAGUUUCGAAUGAGUUUUGAAAACCUGAAUUAAAUUCUGAAAUCUGAAAUAAAAAUUCAAAUAAAAACGAAUAUUCUGGUGACUCUAAGUGAAGCAUGUCCAGUGCUCAAGUGUCGCAACAGCCGCCGCCGCCGCUAACGCCAAAUAAUACCAGUUCGAUGCCGUCGCAGUUGCUGCUGAGCCACAUUCACCAGCACCACAGCAAUAGUUUGCACCACCAGCUCACCCAUCCGAGAUCCUCGCCGCCAGUCCAGCCCUCGCAGGACUACGAUCAGGCCAGCAAUCACUCCACACUGUCGCCGAGAUCCCAGACAACUCCCAGUCCUCCGGCGGCCGGGGGAAGUCCUACCCACUCGACGGCCACCACCGGUUCCCCGCAUAGCGCCUACGCACCGGGCCUGAGUCCAGGAGGAUCGGGCAGUACCCAGGAUAACACCACCACGGAUAGCAGUCACCUCGGCCAGUCAGUCAUGCCGUUGUUGGUAACUCCAUUGCCAGUCGGAGCAGCUCCACCGCCGCCUCCACCACAUCCCAGGCUCUAUGUGGACGGAUUCCCGCCGCCACCACCGCCACCACAUCACGUGCCACAUCCCCAUCCCGCCCUGGGCGCCUAUCCCCUGCCACGUCUGCCCAUAGCCGCCGUCAUGUUGCCCGCCAGUGCACCGCCGGUGGGAGUGCAGCCGCCGAACAUCUCCCCACAACCCGCCAGUAAUCACCUGAGCCACAGUGCCGGCCCCUUGGCGGCAACCACCCUGCUGCCGCCCUCCCACAGCCAGCCCAAGAAGUCCUUCUGCAUCGACGCCCUCCUGGCCAAGAGCCAGCACCAGGCCACUGGUGAGCCACAGCCCAUCAUUGUGGACGAUCGUCUGGCGGCGUUGCACUAUGCCCGGGAUCAGGCGGAACUGAACCAUGCCUUUGUGGCCGCCUCCAAUGCGGCGGCGGCAGCCCAGGCAGCAGCUUCGGUUGCCGGCGGGAUCAGCGAGCAGGAGGCACUGCAGCGCAUUAGGGAGUCCAGAGAAUACGACUCUCCCAGUCCCGACGGCAUGUCAAGAUCGGAGUCACCCAGCUCUUCACACCGCUCUAGUCCGCCCAUCAGUCCGGGAUGCGAGGAUCAACAGCCCCAGGGUGGGAUGCAUCCCCAGCACCUCUCCAUGCGCAUGUCCGAUCUCCACGACGAGUUCAAGAAGCCCGUACCGCCUCACAGUCCCAUCAGGCCACAGGAUUUUCCGCUCUAUGCCGGAGGACAUCCCUACCAGCUGCUGGCCCAGGGAGGAUCUGCCUUUCAUAGACCUCUGGAUCCAUCCGGAAAACCCAUACCGCUUCCCAUGGGUCACAAUUUCAUGCCCUCGCAGCUGCAAUUUGAGUUUCUAGCCCGCGCCGGAAUGCUUCAUCACCGGAUCCCCGAACUGGCCGCCUAUCCGCAUCAUGCCAUUCUGGGCAAGACGAGGAGACCCCGAACGGCCUUCACCUCACAGCAGUUGCUCGAACUGGAGAAGCAGUUCAAGCAGAACAAGUAUCUCAGCCGGCCGAAGCGAUUUGAGGUGGCCAGUGGCCUGAUGCUGUCGGAGACGCAGGUGAAGAUCUGGUUCCAGAACCGGAGGAUGAAGUGGAAGCGCUCCAAGAAGGCCCAACAGGAGGCCAAGGAGCGAGCCAAGGCCCAGCAGCAACAGCAGCAGCAGAGUACCGCCAGUUAGGAGGAGUAAGGAUAAGAUCCUCCAAUCUAGUCAUGCCGCGAUCAAAACCGCCGUCCCACCACCAUUAUUCCAAAAAACACUUGAAUGAGACACUCUGUUUUCCUUACCCAGUUUCAUUUUUUUGUGCAAUUCGUUGAAGUCGGUUUUCCCAGUCGAUUUCAAUUAUUAUUUUUAUUUUGUGCCACAACUACUAGCGGCACUGUGUGAUAUAUGUAAACAAGAAAUAUAAAUUAAAUUCAUUAGCCAGCCUCUGCCCCCUCACUAGACCCUCUAUGUACAUAAACAUAAAUCUAAAUAGGAACAUACGAAAUAAAUAAUAAAAUAAACAUAAAUCUAAACUGAAUGAGUAAUGCCUAAGUAAAUAAAAUAAAUUAAAUGCGA